AUGGGAUCUUUUGUGGUACUGGACGGACAUGAUUCCGAAGAUCCAAAGCAAAGCACUGCUGAUAUGACAGUUUUUGUGCAAAAACUUCUUCAGCAGAUGCUUGCAAGGGAUGCUUUUGAAGAUUUGAUUAAGGAAUUAAAUGGGAGUUUCAAAGUUUUGUUAUGUGGUUAUGUUUUUCUUAAUGUCAAUGCACUUGAUGAGAUGGGAAACCGUAUAAAUGAUUUGGAACAAAGCAUCAAUGAUCUAAGAGCAGAGAUGGGAGUGGAGAGCACUCCAUCACCUGAGAUCCCUGCUUCCCCUGCUAAGCCAAAGGAAGAAGAGUCGAACAAAGAAGAAGGUUCUGCAUGA
Molecule: messenger RNA, 348 nt
Organism: Sphenostylis stenocarpa
Lineage: Eukaryota; Viridiplantae; Streptophyta; Magnoliopsida; Fabales; Fabaceae
Source: the annotation of a GenBank genome assembly